UGGUUUUCAGCUUACGUGUUUUGUUUCGUUUUGAGGGGGGUUUUUUUUGUUUUUGAGGCAAAGAAAAUCUUAGUACAUGAUUCUAAGUAAGAAAAAUGUCUCCCCAGAGAUCACUGCACCAACACAUUUAAUCUCUAGGAUUACAUUGCUUUGUAGAUUGCAAUAGUGCAUGGAGGUUGACAAAUUCAACUUGUCUAAGGCUUUAUCCUGUGAAGACUUAUGAAAAUACUGGUGAAGGGAAAGUGUCAGCCAGUCAAACAUUUCCAAUCCGUACUUUUUCACAAAGCACCCUGCCAUUAGCCUGUUAAUAUCAGACUUCCAGUUAAAGCUCUGUAUGAUGCUACAGAGACACCUGAGCAAAUAGCACAAGGGAGCCCUGAAUAUACAAGGAAAAAUAAAUGCACAAGUACGGAACUACAGCUAUGGGCAAAAACUCAGACUUGACACCCUCUCCCCAGUCCCACAUGUAGGUAGUAAGAAGUACAAAUUCAGAAAUGUUCUUUUACUAGCCAAGUACAGUAAUUGUAGCCAGAAAAGGUAUGCAGAGAAGAAAAUUAAAGAAAACCUUUUUUUAAAGAAAGUAAGCAAUGACUCAGAAAACAAGAUUUUGGUCACAUCUGGCAUUAGCAUAGUGCAGAUAAGCAAAAAUUAAUUUGGUAGUAGUCUCAGAAAAAAUGUUCCCUGUAUAAACAGGAAACAAGGCACCAAACAUGCAAUUUGGCAGUGGUUGAAUGUGUGAAGACAUGCUUAGCGCUGUGCAAGAGAUGAUAGCAAAUUUGCUAAGCCAAAUUUAAACUAGACUGUGGCCUAUCACUCUGCCAGGGAAAGCCAAACUGCAAUACCAAGGAAAAGUAUAAAGGUUAAAAUAUCAGGAAAUGUAGAGAUUACUGAGAAGUAUGUUUUGGUUGAUGGACGUAUUUAUUUACAGUUAAACUUGCUAAACAAGUGGCAAAUGAUGCCCUCAGUAGAUCUACAAACAAAACAAGUGCUACUAGAAGAGCAUGUGUGCAAUUUUGGCUUUUCUGUAGCAAAGCUGCAAAGAAAUUUAAUGUUUUUGAAAGAAAGUAAGUGACAUCUUCUGGAUAAGUUACUCCAAGAAGUAGACUGCUUGUGUCACUCAGGCUGGCGGAGCUUUAUGGAGUACUUACUGAAGAAAAAAACCCAAUAAUCUGCAUUGCUAAAGUAAUGGAAGAAAUUAAGCAAAUAGACAGAAUCCUUGUCCUGAAGUACAUAGAGCCAAGUAACCAGCCUGAUAGUCCUAGGAAACUCAGCCAAGAUGCAUGUUUGCCUAGGCCCAAACAAUUUGAACGAAACACCCCAAAGAGUUGACUGCCGGAUGCGUGCAACGAAAGAAAAAUUAUCUGAUUUGGGGAAAAGCCAUGAUAUUCUUACAAUUUUGUGCCAAAAAUAAAUAUCAACAAUUUGGAUAGAGUGCUCCCUUAUCAUGUUAAGAAUACUAGUAACAGGACAGGGGUUGAGAAUGCCCCUGGGGACCUGAUUUAGGGAAUAUAUGAACCCUCACAGCACAGUAGCUGUUACAUUACAAUGUCAUCUACCAUGAAAAUUCGUAUGACUGUGAGGACAACUGGUUGAAUGGUUCUUGUGUCUCAUAGGAGCCAACAAAGCAAAACUAAAAUGUUUGAGGAGUAAGCGCAACAUCAUACAUACAUGGCAGACCUUCUCAUCACCAGGGUCUAUGACACAAGUCUGGAAAAGUCACCUCAAAAAGCCCACGUGUCUGGAGCUCUUGUCAUAUUGUAAUAUGCUGCCUGCCCAACAGGAGAGUUUGAGAACCAAACAAAUCUAUGUCCUCAGUCCAACAGAAGUGGGAGUAAAUAUAAAUCAAGCAACCUGUGAGCUAAUUUCCAGGCAGAAGCCAGGAGGAAACUGUGAGUAGGCAAAGAAGUGACAUGAGCUUUACCAGUGUUCACACUUGUUCUGCUGACUGGAGAAAAGAGAAGCCUCAUCUUCUUCUCGCAUGUCCCAAAAUAUCACUAUGGAUUGAGUGUCCAAUAUAGCAUCACUUAUGAAGGUACUGACACCUUCACUAGAUCUUAUGUCGGAGAGUUCAGGAGCUGAUUGCCACACAUAUCAGAGCUGUUUGGAAUGAGAAGAAUGUCUUCAGGCAAAGAUGGAUGCUGCUUAUUAUGCAAAUAUGACUGUGAUAGAGAUCAGGGACUUGAUGUCCAGUGGGAUAUGUGCAUGGGGACAAGAUGCAAAGACAAUGAAAAUACACAACUUCCAAAUGUACAAUGGAGCAAAGUGGGAAGGAUGGGUGGCUUAACUGUGGGAAAGUGCACUGAAGUUGAAUGCAGCCAUUUUAACUAGGGUUUAUGGAGUUGACCUACUCUUUGCUGCCCAGCCUAGAAGGCCAAACACCCUACGUGUAUUUACCUACUUCUUCAUCACUGCAGAUCUUUUUCCCACUAACUAUACAAGCAUUCUUAUUGUAGGCAGUUUCUUGGUGUGCUGGGAACUGGGUGAACUCCUGAACUCCCAAGCAGUGAUUGGCAUCCACGAAGUGAUAAGGCAUUUCAGCAGGCACAGCCUGCUAUCUCAUUCCACCACAUUACAACCGACAACAUUCUAACGACAAAUUAGCACUCAAAAUUAUAAUUACACUAUCUAUGUCCUUCUGUGUGGUCUUAAGUUUACUGUAAAUACCAGGGCUGGUAUGAGAAACAGGCAGGAGAGCCAGGUAAAAGUUGAAAUUUUCCUAUAUGUGUAAGCAAAAGGCUACAGGAAAUCAUAACCAAAAUGCCUUGUCAGGAUUAUUUGUUCAACAGAAAAGAGACAAUUUUACUGGGAACUGAGGAGAUAGGGUAUCUAUGGGGCCGUGAGCUUCCCAUGUUGGCAAUUCCUUGCUAUGGCUUUUGAGGGCUGUUGGUCGCAGGAGGCACUAAGCUAUUCAGCAUUCAAAGCACAGCAGCAUCCAGCCCUCACCUAACCUGUCCUUGGGUGCAAAGGUACAGGCUUUGAUCAGAUAAAUCCUUGUCACGUAAGGGAGAAAAGGACUGGUGCUGGGACCCGCAAAUGUGGUAAUUUACCCACUACAAGCACAAAGCCUGAAGAUGAGAUGUAAUACACACAACAUGCCCUCAGCCAGGGGCUGGUCAGACUGGAAAGAAACACAAACCAACUAGGUGACCACAGUGACCAGCUCAGAGCAUUGCCUUCCCAGCAGAACAAAUUGCAGAGCUGUCUCCUCUCUUCCUCCUGAAAGGUGGAGCUCUUUUCACUGUCCUGAUGUUUUUUCCUUUUCUUUUUUUUCCAAACCUUUUAAUAUACCAAGUAUGAAACGCAGAAGACAACAAUUUCCACAGCAGUGAAGAGGUGCUGAGUCAUGAAACAAAAACAAGGUGGUGGUAGCAAAUAUAAGCGUUGGUGCAGGUGUGUAUACAUGUAUGGAAAGAGAGAGGUUUUGAAGGGCCUGUGGAAGGCUACUAACUGUGUAAGUUACAAUAUUUGAACCUGGGCUUGAUAAUUCAGAUGAUUAUGAUUGGGGAAGUAGUAAAAAGUUUCCCAAUAGGGUACUUUUAUCAAUAUAAGCUUAAUCAUAUGUCUCUGGGGGGGGUUAACAAAACCCUGGUCUGACGAACAGCAGAGGGAUUCCAGGAAUGCUUAAAAACUUGCCAUAUGCAGCACUGGUUGAUGUCAAGAAGAGAGCAGCUAAACCCUUGUUCUCCAGUGCCUCUCCUAACAAACCUACAGCAGUAACCUUGAGCUCAGGGCCAGCCUUCAGAAGGGCUACAGGAAAGCAGAUCAUGAAUCAUCCUAGUAGUACCUUCAGGGAAUGCUUGAUUUCACAUUUCCUGUAGGAGUAGCAACACCACCUCAAAUUUAACCCAUUGUUGUCUUUAUAUACUCAGAUAUCAAACAUAAAAGACACUAGUCUGUACACUGGAUGCAUCCUAAUAAAGCAAUCUAGGUAAUGGAGCAGAGGUAGUAUAACAUAUAUCCUCUUUUCUUCAGGAAGUCUCUAAUUGCCCGUCCUCUUAAAAGUGGGAGGUUCAGAGCUCUCAAGUGCUCCACAAUCUAAACAGGACUGACUGUUGUUAUGAAUGGAGGCCUUCAAUAAAAAAGCACUUUUUCUGUCUCUGUUGGUACCUGAGGCUUGAGACAGUACCAGCAUGAGUCUUCAAGCUAUUUAUGAUGUUGUAGGUGAAAGUGGUGGGUUGGGACAAAAGGUGAGAGGGGAGAGGUGUGACAGGGCAAGUGCAGAAGCAGGAAAACUUUUAGCAAUUGAAAAAAAUGAAAAUGAAGCCUGAACAAUGGGGAAAUGAGAAGCUAAAAAAGCAGACAGCAUUUGGAGGAGAUGACAGUGCACAGCGAACUCCAUAGGUAGGCACCACUGGAGUAUACCGGCAGAGCUGAGUGAGGAUCGUGGUCUAGAGUUGUCAGGGUUGAAAUGUACUUGCAAAGGUGGAAUAAGAAUUUUAUGUGCUCCUGAUCUGUAUUACGCCUUCCCCACCCAGGCCAUCCCUUCCUCUAUCUCCCAAGAGGAGCUAUGAACACCUCCCUUUACAUUAUCUUUACAACCAGAAAAGAAAAAUGUAAUUUUGCUCUGUUGAGGACUGCCCAUGAAUUUAAACAACAGACUUCAAAACACUGACACAUCAAAACAAGUAUUUUAAUGGGCUUGGGAGUCUGGCUGACUAUCGUGAACCUUGGUGCCAUUGGUAUGAACUGGUAUCAUGGGUCUUCCAGCUUUGUCUCUGACAGGGGUUCCUGUUAAAUGGACACAGACAUUUAUUUAUGUUAGCCAUUCCUUUUCGGGGAACUCAGAGGCAUUUCAGGAACAUGUCUUGGAUAUCAGAGUGUACAUCCAUCUCCGUGUGUGUGUGUGUCCUGGGCCUCCGAUCGGAUGAAGCAGCCCAACCUCUUGGUGAAUCUCAUAAACUAAGCAGCCUGAGGUGGUGUCAGUAUUUAAAUAAGAGACCUUUAUCCAGCCUGUUCUUGUUUUAGGUGUACUUCAAUUCUGGUAAUAUAUCCUCUCUUUUAAGUGGGAAAUGUCACCAGGGCUCUAAAAUGAAAGCCAACUGUCUGAGGGUGCUCAGCUGAUAACAUAUGCCUGUUUUCACCCAUCCCUUUGCAUCGCUACGGGCGGUGCUCAAGGCGGCUCCAAGGAGAUGCUCUUCUCCCUGGUUUGUACUGGUGGCAAUACCCCCAGGUGGUGAUGGCAGCACGCUCCGCCUUGCCAGGGCGUGCUGCGUUUCUGAUGUCCUGGCUACCUGCGGCCAAGGGACAUUGCAGUCUUGAAAACCUUUUUGGAAUCAUGGCCCCAUUGCCCUGACAGGUGCACUAGGUUAUGUGAUGUCCACCAAAGCCCGACCGUUUCUGGAGGGCACAAGAGCCUCUCCAUUCCCGAGCGAGCCUCUCGUCGGCAGCAGCAGGACUGCUUGCUCUGCAGCAAAAGCGGAGUUACAGGCGGACCAGCCUAGGAGGUGGAUACUUCUGAAAAGCAUAAUAGGUAGUGUCACCAACGCUUGGGAUAAUAAGGCUGUUAAAGUCAGAAAAACCUUGACAUUUCCAGUGAUGAGAGAAUGAGGCUCUUGAGGAAGAACAGCCUCUAUGGGAUGAAGGACAGCCCAGCUUCUCCAACAGCAUCUGACAGCUUGAACCUUAUUGAGUAAAUGUCAUUAAGAACUGUGUAGAUCAUAUAAAUUCUUCUCCCCUUCAGCUGAAGGCUUUUCCCUAAUAGCGUCUUUCAAUAACAAGAAGCCCAAGAGCAUGAGGUAGUAUCAUCCCUGAGGGGCAGCUGCUCUGGUGGUGCAAACCGAGGGAACUCUGUCUGCAACAGAGCUACUUCAUCUGAAGAAAUAGCCCUCCAACAGUGCGGCUUGAUUGCCCCGUGCAAGUGACCUGAGGCUCAAAGUAAGUUUAUUCCCUAUGCAGUUUUGGAGAGCCAGUAGUCUGUAUAGCUCGGUUUGCUGAGAAGAUAUCAAUACCCUCGUGUGCUGCCUCUUGCUACUAGUGAGAAGCGGAGCUCAAGCAGUUAACAUGCAAAAUUCACGUGAAGGAGUGAGAGCAGGGAAUUCAUUUUAUUUCCCUAAACAGUAAUGAAAAUGCCCUCAUGAUCCCAGUGCACUUGCCGUAACAUAGUAAUAUGAUUAGCACUUAAUACUGUUUAAUAAAUAUGCUGAUUAACUUAGGCAACAGUAAUCAGUAAUUGCACAGAUAAAUAACAAACUCAACCAGUCAGCAGUGUGAAACAGUCGUAAGGAAACAAUACAUUAAUUCUGCUUUCCAUUUUAAGGUUGAAUUUGGGCAUCCUUCCUUAAUAUCCUGCAGAAGUCUUCUUCAAACAUUGCAGAUACAUUUGGCUGUCAAAAGGGUCUGUAUUUCUUUAUUUUGUAUUUAUUGCUCAAUGGAGGACAAAAAACUCCUCUAUUAUUUGGGGGGCUAUAAGAAAGGGAAGAAUAGAAUUAAACUGUAGCCCAAAAAUUUGUAAUGCCUUUUUUGAUCAGGUUUGUAGUUCAGGAAGGCUUUGAAAUAAAAACAUUAAAUGCAGGUUUUCAAACCCAAAUGACUGUGAUAAAUCCAAGUUAUAGACUAGACACUUUGGAUGCUCAAAGGCAGUUCCCCAGGCUCAGGGACCCUGGGAAUCCCGUAAAGCAUCUGCAGAGGUUCCUCACACCUCCCCCUUGGUCCCCACUUAAGGAUAUCUGUCAGGGAUGGAGCUUGCUCUGACAGGGCAUCUCCUUCAGCCAGACCCCACACGGUGUUUCAAAGCCUGCCGUCUUCUUUGCAUUUCCCGUUUUGACAACCUGCAUCCACGGAGCCCUUGAAUACAGCACACCCGCCCUCCAGCAUCCUCCUUCCUCAAACUUAUAUUCUUAACGUUAAAUAUUAGCCAGCAGCAGCUCACAUACAUAGGAUUUGGCUUUAUAACUUGAGUAAAUGUGUAAUUACCGAAGGGAGUUUCCGAGGGACGAGGUGUAAGCUGCGCGGCUCCUCCUGGGCCCCUCCGACGUUGUGGAGGAGCCGGGGCACGGAGCAGCCGUGUGAGUAGUGUGUUCACCCCACCUUAAAUCAUAAGAUUUACCCAAAUCUGCCGUCUCGUUUGCUCUGUAUCAAAGGCACCCAAUAUGUACUGCAUCUUGAAAACUUGCUCGGUGAAGAGUGCCAGCUGCUGGAGCAGGGCUGGUCUCAGCAGAAGGCACCCAUGGAAAUGACUUGCUGCUGACCUUUGAUUCGAGUACCAAUAUUUAGCAAGCAAAUAUUUAAAACCACACCAUUAAGAAGGGAGGCACAGCUUUACCAUGGGGAACUCGGGCAAGGGGUGCUGCUGAGAAAGGCCCGGGCUGUGCAGGGGAAGGGGCAAGCAGCCUUCAUCCCCUCCUCUCCCUCUCCCAGCAGAGCAGCCAGCCCUGCCCAUCAUGCCCACACUGGGGAAGGGGCAGAUGCUUAGACCCCAACACGGCGGAUGGCUGCUGUACCAAGCAAGGCAGGAGAUUUAAAACCCCAGAGGGCUGGGUGAAGCUGUUUCAACCCCAAAGGCAAAACAACCAUGGCCGUCUCUCCCGCUCACGUUGCCCGCUGCCCCGCACGAGCGGAGGCUGUGCGACGGGGAGGUCACCUUGCCGAUCCGGCUGCCCGGUGCCACCGGAGCACAGCUGGUCCUGGGGGACUGUCCCCAGCUGCUGGUCUGUUGCCGUGGCUGGGACCCACAUACUGACGAGUCUUCAAGAAAUCAGUUGGUCUCGGGUGCAGCAACAGGCUGAGAGGGUGUUUUUUCCCUUGGGAGUGGCGUGGAAUUAGCUGUGUUUGUCGGUUUAUAAUUAGAUACUUGCACCUAACAGUAUUCUUUCUGUUGGACUUUUAUAGUUUUGUCUCUUCUUUUUUAAACAUGAAAAAUAAUCACUCUUAAAAUAAAAUAAUUUAAAAAAAAAAAAAUUUUACCCGGGAAAGAGUGAUCUAUAAAAAGAGAAAAUCCUUGCCAGGGGGACGCCACAGCAGCGAGCCCAAGCCACACAAAGCCCGGUUGCGGGCUUCCCUUUUCCGCAGCUACUCAGAGGUUAACCAGGGUCUGUAAGCAAACAGCUUAAAGAAGGAGCCCGGCUUAGUGCCUGGGUGUCUCAGGCUGUCCUGGGGACCGCCAGCCUAAUGCCCUUCCAGCAGCCCCUCCCUCCCAAAGGCGAUGCUAGGCAAACAGAGCCAGCCCUCGCCCUCUCCCCAUGCAGCGAGGAGCCCGCCGCGGGGACGGACUGGACCCGGGCUGGGGCUCAGAGGCAUCGCAGAAGAGGGUGUUUCGCUUCAGACGGGCGCCGAGCCAUAUAUAUAUAAACCCUGGAGCAGCGGCCCGGGAGGAUUGUUAAGCACACCCACACCUCGGCUACGCUUGGCAGCGCGGCGAGGUGCUGCCGGCCAUCCCGGCGGCUGAACCCCGGCGUACAGGAACACGGGAGCGAUCUGCCCAUGGGCUCCCGCCUGCUGCUGAUGCUGAUGCUGCUUCAGGCAGUUUGGAAAGGUGCUCUGGGAAAAUCCCAUUCACUGCACACCCGAGGAAUCAUCGAAUUGGCAGGAGCUAUAUCGUGUGGCACGGGACGGUCUCCUUUGGCAUAUAUUGGCUAUGGAUGCUACUGUGGACUGGGAGGACAAGGCUGGCCUAAAGAUAAAACAGACUGGUGCUGCCACAGGCACGACUGCUGCUAUGACAAGGCAGAGAAGGAAGGCUGCAGCCCCAAGGCACAGCAGUACCGGUGGGCAUGUGAGCAGAACGCCGUGCGGUGCGAUAACCUGACAGACCGGUGUGAAAAAAUGGUGUGCCUGUGUGACCAAGAAGCAGCCAAGUGCUGGGGAGCAGCGCCGUACAACCCACACUUCAUCCUCUGGCCAGACUUCUUAUGUGGACAGACUCAUCCCACAUGCCAUUUCAGAUAUGGGGGGGCAGAGUAGUCUUUUUAGGACCUUUCUUCUAACCCUUUGAAUCUGAAUGUGCUGGAAUAAAAUUUGACCUCUUUUACCAGA
Messenger RNA from Aquila chrysaetos chrysaetos, 8970 nucleotides. Its product is annotated as phospholipase A2-like. The record is from RefSeq and is a predicted model, not a curated record. Lineage: Eukaryota; Metazoa; Chordata; Aves; Accipitriformes; Accipitridae. Gene Ontology annotation, biological process: lipid catabolic process; arachidonate secretion; phospholipid metabolic process. The transcript is spliced from 4 exons. Bases 8419 to 8898 code for a protein of 159 amino acids. Gene Ontology annotation, molecular function: calcium ion binding; phospholipid binding.